CAUCGAACCGCUGACUCUUCAAACGGUUGUCGAGACAGCAGCGUGCGAUCGAUCGUCCUAAAGUCUACAAAUGUAAGGAAUAUUGCGCGCGUCUGUACGAUGUCGUUCUCGACAAUUCAUCUUCGCUGAAACUUUGGACGUGCGACAUUAAUCACAUUUCGUUUGGGUCAUGUUUGAUCUCUGCUAGGGACGGAUUAGACUUUCAAUUUAAGUUGUGCUCAUUCCUGUGCACUGCGGCAGGCCAAGAUUCUCCUUGAGAAUGAGAAACAUUUUAAAACGUGCGCGACGAAGCUUGUUAUAUCAAUUGCUGGUGCAGCGAUGAAUCUGCAGCGACGGAGAAUGAAGGCAGUGGGAAUUUGUGUCUUCAUCGUUUUCUUCAUUAUUCUGUUGCAAGGAGAAGCACAUGGGAAAUAUUUAGAGGGUCUCAACGUGAAUUUAGGAGAUGCCCUUUUAUUCCUCAGAGAAUAUGACAGCGCAGCUUCGUUAAUGUGCACGAGGGUAAUGACGGCCCAGUGGAAUUUCGCGACAAAUAUUACUGACGCGAACCAUCAGAAAAUGGUGGAUGAGCAAACAUUGAAAUUAAAGUUCGAGAGAGCUUCUUGGCGGAAGGCAGUUACUUUUGCCUGGAGUCGAAUACCAGAUCCUUUAGCAAGAAGGGAACUUAAAAUGAUUGCCACGAAGGGUCGAAGUUCCUUGACUGACGAUAAAUUUAACGAGAUACAUCGCUUAAUGACCGAGAUGAAGGAAAUCUAUAUUAAAGCCAAAAUAUGUCCAUACAAAUAUGUUGAUUCUAACUGCAAUUUGAGUCUAGAUCACGAUAUCAAUAAGCUGAUGGCGCAGUCAACAAACUACGACGAAUUAUUGUAUUAUUGGCAUGCUUGGCAUGAAGCGGUCGGGCCGAAACUUAAAAAUAAAUAUCUGAGAUACGUUCAACUGGCCAAUCGAGCAGCGCAAUUAAAUGGUUUCGCUGACGCUGGGGAUCAGAUGAAGGAAUUAUUCGAAGAUGAGUAUUUUCAGCAAAACAUAGCGAAGGUGAUGUCAGCCAUAACACCGCUCUAUAAGAAUCUCUUUACUUACGUGCGAUCGAAACUGAUCGAGAGAUACGGUGACAAAAUACGCGAGGAUGGGCCUUUACCAGCGCAUAUUUUGGGAAAUAUGUGGGCCCAAAAUUGGGAAAACCUGUUCGAGUUGGUGCAACCUUUCCCUGCAAGCAGGAAGCUCGAUGUGACCUUGGAAAUGAUGAUCCAGGGCAUCACUCCACUGAGGAUGUUUCAAAUAGCCGAGGAGUUCUUCACUUCACUCGGAAUGAAGCCAAUGCCGCCAGAAUUCUGGAAAUUCUCCAUGUUCGAGAAACCUAUUGAUAGGGACGUUAAAUGUAGUCCCAGCGCGUGGGACUUUUGCAAUAAAAUCGAUUACAGGAUAAAGCAAUGUACCCGAGCUACAUUAGAAGAUCUACUGUCGACGCAUUACGAAAUGGCACACUUGCAAUAUUAUUUGCAAUACAAAGACCAUCCGUUACUAUUUCGAAAUGAAGCGAUCCCUGGUUUCCGCGAAGCUGUUAGCGAUGCAAUUGGUUUAUCCAUUUUUACUCCUCAACAUUUACACAAAAUCGGGUUUCACAGUAAUUUAACGAAUGAUUAUGACAGUAACAUAAAUUUUCUAAUGUUAAUGGCUCUCCGUAAGGUAGCUUAUAUGCCGUUUGCUUACAUAGUUGACCAGUGGAGGUGGCGUGUCUUUAGCGAUGGUGUGGAAGAUAUGACAGCACACUGGUGGGAAUUGAGACUGCAGUAUCAGGGUAUUGUUCCACCAGUGCCUAGAUCCGAAAGAAAUUUCGAUCCAGCUGCAAAGUAUCAUAUCCCAGCGGACAGUCCUUAUGCUAAGUAUUUUGUAGGCGUUGCUCUACAGUUCCAACUGUUCCAGUCAUUGUGCGAAAUCUCUGGUCACAUUGGCGAGUUGCACACUUGCGAUCUUUACAGGUCACGAGAAGCAGGUCGAUUAUUAUCGGACGUUCUGUCGAUGGGAGCUUCGAGACCAUGGCAGGAUGUUGUCAGGCAGAUGACGAGAGGUAGGACGAAUAGGAUAGAUGCUGGUGCCAUGCUCAAAUAUUUUGAGCCUUUGAAUGCGUGGUUAAAACGACAGAAUGAGAUGCAGCCUGUGAUCGGUUGGAUUGCAAGUCACGACGAUAGAGUAGGAAUCUUUCAUUUUGUUUCAGCACUGUUAUCUCAAUGGUACCAAAAUGGUGCGCAGCGACUAGAAUUGUGCAGUCUAUUUUCUCUGCUGUUUGUAGUUGGCAAAGUUUUUAUUUAUUAAUAAUUAAUAUAUGAGGUGACGCAAUAUAUUUAUACGUGUAUAAAUCUUCUUACGUAUCAUGAUAAGAGAAAUAUUAAUUUUUAAGUUUAAUUAUUAUACAUAUGAUAUGAUAAAAAUAAAAUCAUUAGAGCAAAAGACAGGCUGA
Harpegnathos saltator (Jerdon's jumping ant) is the source of this 2455-nucleotide messenger RNA. RefSeq names its product angiotensin-converting enzyme. Gene Ontology annotation, biological process: proteolysis. Bases 319 to 2310 code for a protein of 663 amino acids. Gene Ontology annotation, cellular component: plasma membrane. The record is from RefSeq and is a predicted model, not a curated record. NCBI's taxonomy places the organism in Eukaryota, Metazoa, Arthropoda, Insecta, Hymenoptera, Formicidae. The transcript has 13 exons. Gene Ontology annotation, molecular function: peptidyl-dipeptidase activity; metallopeptidase activity.